This is a messenger RNA of Drosophila subpulchrella, 3260 nucleotides long. It is a transcript of the gene superdeath, whose product is annotated as aminopeptidase N. Gene Ontology annotation, molecular function: peptide binding; metalloaminopeptidase activity; zinc ion binding. The coding region runs from base 288 to 3260 and encodes 990 amino acids. NCBI's taxonomy places the organism in Eukaryota, Metazoa, Arthropoda, Insecta, Diptera, Drosophilidae. Gene Ontology annotation, biological process: peptide catabolic process; proteolysis. The transcript is spliced from 8 exons. Gene Ontology annotation, cellular component: cytoplasm. The record is from RefSeq and is a predicted model, not a curated record.
CCCGGAUUCAGUUCCAAACCGUUAGGCGUAACGGUUGUGUGCGCGCUCGUUGAAAAAGUAAAUAAAAACUGUGCUUUAGUGAUAGUCCCUUGGCAAAUUGCAUUUUGAUUUGUUCGGCAGCUCGGCCUUAGUUCAAGUGAUUUGUUUACUUUUAACUCAAUUAAUUAGGCGUCUGCAAAGGCCCAACUGUGUGGGUGAACACAAUUUGCAUCGGUGUCGCGCCAGCAUAACGGUAAAGGUGUGAAAGAGUCCGACAAACGGUUCCAGGACGGAGGUGAAACGCCAUCAUGGUAGUCAAGGAGAUUCCGCUUCACGAGAAUCUAAGCAUGGAGAACCGCUCCACAAAUGCCGCCACGCCCACCACAACCACCACUUUCUCGCGAGUGGGGCGUCGAUAUAGUGUAUCCCUGACCACUGCCAUCCUGCUGGCCUCCUUUUUCAUCUGCACCCUACUUGCGGUGGGUUUUAUUGUCUAUAACUUUGCCACGUGUGCUGAGCUGGAGCCAUCAGCCGACGAAGACAUCGUCUGCACCAGUGUUCAUCUAAGGAAGCUGAAAGCCGGACAAGAUGGAACACCGAAAUACGAUCGGGAUGUCCGUCUACCGCGCUCCAUCCGCCCUCUGAAAUACAAUAUCACGCUGGAACCGCAGCUCAGCGGCAACUUCUCCUUUGCCGGUAGUGUUCAGAUCAGGAUAAGGGUGCUGGAAGAUUGCUACAACAUCACCAUGCAUGCUGAGGAGCUGAACAUCUCGCGAAGUGACGCCGCUGUCCGUAGGGUGCUGCCAGAUGGAGAACUGGAUCUGGACAGUCUGCGGAUCCACAAACAGUAUCUGGUGGGAGCCAAGCAGUUCUUCGUUAUCGAGCUGUACGACAAGCUUUUAAAGGACGUGGAGUACGUGGUGGAUCUACGAUUUGAUGGGAUUAUCCAAGACUAUCUGCAGGGAUUUUACCGCAGUUCAUACGAGGUGCAAAAUGAAACAAGGUGGGUUGCUUCUACCCAGUUCCAAGCCACUGAUGCUCGUCGUGCCUUUCCCUGCUUCGAUGAGCCCGCCCUGAAGGCCAAUUUUACCCUGCAUAUCGCUCGUCCCCGAAAUAUGACCACCGUCUCUAAUAUGCCCAUUGUGUCCAGCAACGAUCACGCCACUAUCCCCAGCUAUGUGUGGGACCACUUUGCUGAAUCGCUGCCCAUGUCAUCCUAUCUGGUGGCCUAUGCCAUAUCCGACUUUACGCACAUCUCCUCUGGCAAUUUCUCCGUUUGGGCUCGAGCAGAUGCCAUCAAAUCAGCAGAGUAUGCGCUGUCUGUGGGUCCCAGAAUUCUGACAUUCCUGCAGGACUUCUUCAAUGUUACUUUCCCCUUGCCGAAAAUCGAUAUGAUUGCUCUGCCAGAGUUCCAAGCGGGAGCUAUGGAGAACUGGGGUCUCAUUACCUUCAGGGAGACAGCGAUGCUUUAUGAUCCAGGUGUGGCCACGGCCAACAACAAACAACGCGUGGCCUCGGUUGUGGGUCAUGAGUUGGCCCAUCAGUGGUUCGGCAACUUGGUCACUCCAAGUUGGUGGUCGGAUAUCUGGCUAAACGAGGGAUUCGCCAGCUAUAUGGAAUACCUGACGGCGGAUGCAGUUGCGCCCGAGUGGAAGCAAUUGGACCAGUUUGUGGUCAAUGAGCUGCAAACUGUUUUCCAGCUGGAUGCCUUAUCGACAUCCCACAAGAUCUCCCACGAAGUGUUUAAUCCGCAGGAGAUUACAGAGAUAUUUGAUAGAAUUUCCUACGCCAAGGGAUCGACUAUUAUUCGCAUGAUGGCCCACUUUCUCACGAAUCCAGUUUUCCGCCGUGGUCUUAGCAAAUAUCUUCAGGAGAUGGCUUAUAAUUCCGCAACGCAGGACGAUUUGUGGCGUUUCCUUACAAAUGAGGCAAAGUCCUCUGGAUUGCUGGACCACAGCAGAAGUGUCAAGGAGAUCAUGGACACGUGGACGCUGCAAACGGGCUAUCCGGUCGUCAAGGUAUCGAGGCACCCCAACUCCUAUGUAAUCCGCCUGGAGCAGGUUCGCUUUGUGUACACCAACACGACCAGGGAAGAUGAGAGUCUGCUCUGGUGGAUUCCCAUCACAUUUACCACUGACUCGGAGUUGAACUUUGCCAACACCCGACCCACCACAUGGAUGCCCCGCACCAAGCUGUACGAGCUGGAGAACAGGGAUCUCUCCACGGCCAAGUGGUUCAUCUUCAAUGUCCAGCAAACGGGUUACUAUCGGGUUAACUAUGAUUUAGAAAACUGGAGGGCAAUCACAGAACACCUUAUGGAUGUUAGACAUUUUGAGGAUAUUGCUCCAGCCAAUCGCGCCCAGUUGAUCGAUGAUGUGAUGAACUUGGCCAGGGGCUCUUAUCUUUCCUACGAAACCGCGAUGAAUCUGACCCGCUACCUCGGUCACGAACUGGGUCAUGUGCCAUGGAAGGCUGCCAGCAGUAACUUCAUUUUUAUCGACUCAAUGUUCGUCAACUCCGGAGAUUAUGACCUGCUAAAGAACUAUCUCCUAAAGCAGCUGAAGAAGGUCUACGAUCAGGUGGGAUUCGAAGACUCGCAGGGUGAUGCGGAGGAUAUCCUGGUAAAGCUGAAGCGCGCCGAUAUUCUGGGCAUGGCCUGCCAUUUGGGUCAUCAGCAGUGCAUCUCUGAGGCUAGCAGGCAUUUCCAAAACUGGGUUCAGACUCCGAAUCCUGAUUCAAACAAUCCCAUUGUACCAAAUCUCAGGGGCGUCGUGUAUUGCUCUGCGAUACAAUACGGAACUGAGUAUGAAUGGGACUUUGCCUUCGAGCGCUUCUUGAAGACCAAUGUGCCUGGGGAGAAAGACCUAUUGUUAAGUGCCCUCGGCUGCUCCAAGGAGCCCUGGUUGCUCUAUCGCUACUUGCGUCGCGGCAUCGCCGGGCAACAUAUACGAAAACAGGAUCUGUUCCGGGUAUUUGCUGCAGUUUCCAGUACGGUAGUCGGCCAACAGAUAGCUUUUGAUUUCCUGCGCAACAACUGGCAAGAGAUUAAGACCUACAUGGGCUCUCAGAUUUCCAACAUCCACACACUGUUUAAGUUCGCCACAAAGCGGUUCAAUACCAAGUUCCAGCUGGGCGAAUUCGAGAACUUUGUGAAGGAUGCCCACUGGGACUACGACAGACCCAUCCAACAGAUAGUGGAGCAGAUCGAGACCAGCGUAGACUGGAUGAACAAGAACUACAAGUCAAUCGUUAAGUGGCUGCAGAACGAGGCGCGGGCGUAA